Megachile rotundata (alfalfa leafcutting bee) is the source of this 19748-nucleotide messenger RNA. Its product is annotated as insulin receptor. Gene Ontology annotation, biological process: positive regulation of kinase activity; positive regulation of MAPK cascade; protein phosphorylation. Gene Ontology annotation, cellular component: axon; insulin receptor complex; plasma membrane. The record is from RefSeq and is a predicted model, not a curated record. Lineage: Eukaryota; Metazoa; Arthropoda; Insecta; Hymenoptera; Megachilidae. Gene Ontology annotation, molecular function: insulin receptor substrate binding; ATP binding; insulin receptor activity.
UAUGGCGACCUAGGAAUUUGUGGAUCUAGAACUCAGGGAUCUACGAAUCGUCAGAUCUAGAGAUAUGGCAGCUCAAGAAUUCGGAGACCAUGUGUUCAUAGAAACUUAAGAAUCUGUGAGUCGAAGAAUUUAGGAAUCUAGAAACAAAUUAAAUUUGUAAGUGGAAGUAAUUGACAAAGUUAUUGAAGAAGGCUAGCCGAGUCGCUAAUAGACGCGCGUGAAUCAGUACAUCCGUUCAUUAGCCCCUAAAUAAGUUCGUGCGAAAACAAGAGACAAGCAAGUGACGCGUGCGCGUGUAACAAGACAGAAGAAUGUGUCGUUUCAUAAAUAAACGCAAUGGUCCUCGUAGCGGCGGUCUAUCUUCGUAUGGGAAAUGUCAUGGAAGGAGAUCCUUUGACACGGACAAUUUGGAAGAUGGCGUCGAGGUGGCGACGCGUGGGACGAGGUUGAAAGCUUCCUGGAAACAUUUUCUCACGGUCGCGAUGCGUGCUAGUUCCGGUACUAGAUCGACUCGAACGCUGAAAAUAGAUCAUUGAUCGAUCCGUCUCGGACACCUCGUUUCCCUCGUUCGUGUGACCCACUAGAUUACGUACACAUUUAGCGUGACAUUUAAUUUUAUUGCUUUUGAUGUCAUUAUCAUCGAUUUACCGUGAAAAUGUUACAGUGUCAUUUAUUUGUAAUCGUAACAUUGGAUGUCGACAUCGAGUGUUCGAUGAUAACGCGAUCCAAACAUAGUGCGAUCACUAUCUAGAUUAUUGAAACCACGAAAUCGCUACGUGAUAUUAAAUGAUAGGGUUCGUCCUCAAAACGCACCCUUAUUUAUGGAGCGUAAGGCUCAAGGGGAUGCGUCUCGAUGUCAUUAACCCCUGCUACAAAGAUUUAAGGAUCCUAUUGUGUUGAUCAUUCAAAUUAGUAGUCCGGUUAUGUAGAUGCGAACCUUUUGGGGUUGCGUUUCAGGAGUAGAACGGACAAUUUUUAAAACGAUAAAAUCUUCAAUGUUCUUUUAUCGUUUUCUCAAGCAAAAUUGAACUGUCUGAAUUGGGUCACGUGGAAUUGAAUCGCAACUAAAUCACAAGAAAAUUGAAUCACGUCUGAAUCUCAAUAGCUCCCGAAUUGCCUCGAGUUAACGCGAAAAUUGUACGUAAUUGAAUCACCGUGAAUGAAAUUGCGUGAAAUUGAUACACGUUGAGUUUCCUCGAGUCGACCUCGCAGAGAAUUCGUGUCGAAAUUUCGUCAAAAGGAGGAAAAACUGAAUAUUCUCUAAUUCUCGCACCUGAAACGGUGAAAGUUCGAAAUGUUCGAUACACGGUUAGUAACGAUUGACUAACUACCAUAAAAACAUUUAGUGUUUUGAUGUUCGAUAAUUUUCUCUGAGGGUGCGAGGACAAAGUUCGUAUUUUAUUGAACCGUCGUUAACUUUCUUCGUACCCUUCAAGGAAAGAAUGACAAAUAUGGCUGGUGACGCAACCGAUUGACACCCGGUGACGCAAUGAUGCAAUUUUUGGCCCGUCAUUUGUCUCUCCCUUCGUCGCCACCAUCAGCUCAAACGAGAGUUCUUUGUUGCUUGUUUGUCAUCGCGACAUUGCGUUGUUUGUGCAAGCUUCGCUGUAAUUUAUGCUUCUAGAAAUAAUUCGGUAUUAUCUACGGCUUGCAUCCGUCUUACGAGCUUCGCUCUGCAAAUCGGACGUGGCCCCGUUCGAAGAUAGAUCGAGGAAAACAAAUUUUUGAAUACUUGCUCUCUCAAGCUUUUUCCACAAGCUUUAUACUUUUACAUCACCCUUCGCUUGAUUAGUUACAUUAGUAUCCUACUGUUACAUUGUUACCAUCAUUAGUACAUGUAGUCAAUUAGUGCAUACAGUAGCAUUACUUGUACGUAGUGGAAGAUUCUAUCACUGGAAGAUCAGAGAGAAUGUUCAAGGUACAUGGCGUGUGAAUUUGGAGAUACUAAAUGAAUUUAGUAUCAUGAUAUACAAGGUGGUUAUAUAAUCGAAAGCAAGUAAUUAGAGUAUCUGGUAGAAUUGUGGUGUAAGACGUUAACGAGCAUCCGUUCAGAAUGUUUCGUUCGGUACGCGUAAGCUCGCACGCUGGUUACGAUGGCAAAAUGCCGCGUGUAUCAACGAACGAUCGUGGCAAGCUGUAAUUACGACUAAACUAAUUAUAUCGUUACGGGGCAAUCGUAUCUGUGCCUCCUCGUGGUGGAUUCGUUGUGCGUUACCACUGCGUGACUCGUUUUUCGUUGCUCGAAAAAUAAUUGUGAGGCCAAAUAUCGUUUCGACGAAUGCUCAUCGAACCAUUGUUCUCACUGUAAUUACAUUGUAACACGAAUAAUACCGGCUAUAUUAAUUGCUCGAUCAAUGUGAACCUCGCUCGCGAAUAUCCGGUUAAUUAUACCCAAGAAUAUUUCAUGGCUAACCAGUUGAAACUGUUAUUUAAUGACACGAUGAUUGUUAUCUUUCUAAGGAUUAACGCCACACUACUGUUAAUUACUAUUUCCUUAUUUUUAACAAGUUCGUUACAGUUCUGCGUUAUAUCUGCUAUAUUGCAAUUUAGCUGAUCCUAGAAAUCGGCUAUAUGUUAACAAGUUCUCUUGGAAUGUUUAAUACCAACAGGGUUGCUCAAUUUGAUCGUUUAAAUUCUACUUGUAAUACCAUAAAAAUUACGAUUUCUCCGUUCACACGAGCUUGAAUCUCAAUUGCAACGCUUGUCACCUUGGGACUAUUUAAUGCGUUCCAUAAUUUCCAGCAAAUAUCAGGUAACUUUAAAGUUAUCGUCAAUUGCUUCACCUUCGAGCAACAUUCUACGUUUCUGCGACGUAAGAUCUGAUCAAGAGCGAUACGCCCAGUUCUCUUGCAAGAACUUUGUCCUGAAGAUAAAGUAUACAGAGUGAGUCAUCUGAAACGGAACAUCAGAAUUCAAUAAUGUCUGAUGUUAUCGUCUUCCAACAAACUAGAUGACUGCUUUGUUACGUUUGCAAAAUUAAAUACAAAUUUAAUUCUUUCAUUCAAGUAGAGUCCUUACAUGCUUCACCUUAUCAGUUGGAACAAUUGUCAAAGUAAUUACAUGAGCAAUUACCUGCAAGAUAAUCUUUACAGGUAUUCACAGUUAAGCAAUUGUUAUAAUUACUUAAUUGCUGCAGUUACAAGACAACUGGGAAAUUGAAAAACGUCAAAUUAUAUCUCCUCAGAGAAUCCGCUAAAAGUUCCGAAGUAACUUUUCCUUAGUUGGUACCGGAAACUCGAUGAACAAAAUGGAGUAGAACGAGGAAUGGACGUUGAACGAACGUUCCCGAUGGAUUCCCGAGCCGGAAAGUUUCGGCACGAGGUUACAACGUCAUGUCCAUCUAAUUAUGGUCCGCUUAACGUAACGCUUUGCUCGUGAGUCAGCUGUUGACGUUCUUUCAAACGUUUCGCUAACCUCGAUGCUCCUCCUCUCUUUUACAUCCCUGCCGUUAAUCGAAAUUCCACGAAUACCUUGCAUAUCGUAUGAAUAUUUCUGUUUUUGUUGCGUCAACGUUACGAGUGAAUAAACAACGCUCUUAUCACUUUGCAAUAAUAAAAAACACCUUCUGUUUUCUUUCUUAACGAGAGACUUCGAUCUGGAACCUCUGUUGAGAGGUUGGUGACACGUGCUUGACAUAUAAUGUCAAUACUUUGGAAAUUUGUUGUUAUUUGUUAUAGUGGUGAUAUUACUUAUAUGAUAUUAUCAGAGUACAUUGUUACUCCAACUCCCCAAUUUUAGAACCUCCAAAUUUCUAAGUCACUAAAUUUCCAAGUGAUCAAUCUCCUAACUGUUAUCUAUCGAUUAAUACGAACAAUCGCUUCAGCCUUGGUAUAAUCUGAGCCAGCUCGGAUUAAACGAAUUUACCGAGGUUGGUGGAACGCCAACGAUUACGCAUGCAUCAACAAAGUGGCAAGUCGAAAAAGCAAACACCCCGAAUGAAUAUUUAUUAGCGGCUCGAUCGACGUCCGCGGAGGUUGGAAUAACCAGAUGAAAUCUGGAUGAUGCCACCUAAGUUCCUCGAAGCGAAAGACUUCCUCGAAUAAUCUUAUGAGUCUUCAAGGCAUCACAUAAAAUAAAAUUGCUGUCUCGCGAUGUUUUCAUUACGAGUCGACAUUUUUUGGUAUUUAUGACGAGUCAAUCCGACGCGAUUGGAUACGCGUACACCUCGAAGAGAGCUGGUGUUAGAAAGUUGCAAACCGUUAGACGGAAUAAAGCUUCUAAUAAAUGGUGUGUCUUCCACUGAAAAUACAGCUACGAGCGUUCACUGGCCUCGACGAGUGCUGGCAUACUUUUCUGAUAAGAACAAACCACUGUACGUUAAUUAAUUUUCCGAUUUUCUGUGGGAGACGUCGUUUAGCGUUGCUUAUUUUCACCACGCGAAAUUGCUACGUAGGUGUGACUGGAUCGGGUUCAAUGGACUCCGUCUCGGACGAUCUUUCACGGAAACAAGUUUGUUGAUAUAACUGGUCGAUUGUUUGCUCAUAUGAGCUCAUAGAUUUGUAGCUUCACUCGCGAUUAGUACAGUCAAGUUCAAUGAUCAUUGCUGAAAAUAGAGUGCUCAAUUUUGCGGGAGCUGGUUUUAAUAUUCGUGGCGAUUCAAAAUAGCUUCAUGGUCGGCUGCUCAAAUGAUUCACAAUUUUAGAUUGUACGGUGAAAAGUAGGCAGUUUUAAUACUUGGAACUGUUCACUCAAAAUAUUGGCUACUUCAUGAAUUUUGUCCUUAAUUAUUUGAAACUAUAGUUCGUGUACUCGAACGACAUAAAUUGUGCAGAACAGUCACCGAAGCAAAACUGUUCAUACCACUUGGAGUUUGAGUGCAAUGUACUCAAAGUGCAUAUUGUAAUACUCAAAGGUACUCGAAAUAGUUUGGAGUAAACAAGUCGCGGCAAAGGCAGACAGUAAACAUCCGACAUUGGUGUCAGAUUCGUAGUUCCACGUGGCUCAAAAUAAUUUGAGGUCUCAAUAAUUGAACUGCAGUCGUUUCCUCGUUCGUUAUUACAUCGAGCUCAUAAACGAUCCAUCAUAACGCGAAACACCUGUCCGUUUACUUGUCUUAACAGGUCGUGCAACUUUCUCUCGAAGCGUUCUAUUUAGAAUGUUACAUUGCUGAAAAUAAUUCUGGCAAUCUAUUCGGGUAUGAGGUAACCAAUAUUUCUGGAAACCAUACAGACUAUGUAAACUCUAUCAGAAUUCUAAUCUUUGAUUCAUACGCGCUCUUUUUUACUUUCGCCCUUCCAGCUAUUAUUUUUCACCUCGUCAAAAGAAAUCGUAUUUGAUUUUUCAUUGAUACGAAGCUACCCACGUAGCUUGAAUCGUACGUUGCCGUCUCGAAUUCCACGACAUAGUGGGCGAUAAGAAACGAAGGGGACCCAGGCACGAGCCAAUCUGCUGCUUAUCAGCUUGUUAUCAGCAUCGCGUCAAGUUAUGAAUGGGCGGAAUCUCGCGCCAGCUUGACCAAUUUCACGUCCUUUCAAUCCCACUCCUCUAAACGAAAGCGCAAUUUUUUCCAUCAAAAAAGAGCUACUCAACAACAUAUUUUAAUUAUCUAAAUUUCCUGGAUGUUUAGUUCAAGUUGCUCAACUUUCAUUUUUUAAAAAAUCUCUUUCGCAUACUAAAACCACCACAUCUAUUAAUAUAAUUGUUCCAAAUUUCUCAUAGUAUCAGACAAUUACCAGUUCAAUCCCAAUUGCUACAAUUUCAAAUAUUCAAGUAUUUUCCGAAAAGGUCUCUUGAAUAGCGUUACGCAUGCGCAGUACAGUUGCGCGCGCAUGCGCGCCACUUCUAUUCAAAGAAACAAGUUUUUAAUAGUUUCAAUUUCUAAUCCACAGAAAAUUGUCAAUGCCCAAUCUUUGCGUGCAAGAAACAGCUCAAAUUGUGUUAACAGAAACUCCUGCGAUUUCAAACAUUUAGCGUAUACUCGCUUAUAUUACUGUUAGAUUAUGAAGUGCUAAUCCAUUUAAUCUGCGAGUGUUAAGUAACGUUAAUUGCUGGUAAUCGCGAAAAGUUUAAUGUUUAAUUACCAGACGUUGUUCUUCUCAAAUCGUCGAAAUCGUGAAACGAACCGGGGCUAUUGCAUAAGACGGCGAGUAAAUAGUCUGGUUGGAGUAACAGUAAAUACCGUUCGUGCGCUGUUAUUCCAAGCCAUUCAAUGUGCUCUUCCGAGGCUCGUGCACGUGCUACCGCGAGCGACUUUCGUGUUUGCCCAUUGUGCAAUUAUCGCUUUAUCGCCUCUUGUAAUUUUGCUUGUGACGAGCAAAAGAGAACACACGUUCACGCGUUCUUGUAUCUAUCAAGGGUGCCGAUGGAACAAAUCUUAAUGGAUGUAGGCAGCAUAUAAUUAACCUUUCCAACACACAAAUUAUUAACAUUACUUUACAUGAUAUGGUACACAUUUUAUCCUUUUACUAUUUGUAUAGUAAAAAAGUUCACACCCAUUCAACCUGACUAUAAUUACACGUUUUCCAAUCGACAUUUCCCAACGAUCCGCGCCUCGCCCCCGGUGACGCAGAUAAAAAACGAAUUCGUUUCGGAUCAAAAUGACACGCUUGUAAAGCGAAAAAUUAUAGCGUCGUCGCGGUUGCCGGAGCGGAAAACGCGUACCGGGAGAGAAGGAGAGAAAUCAACGCGGCAGAAAGAGAAACGAUGACAAGCCAGAAGGAAAAAUAUCUGUCGGGUGGAUGGGUUUAUCGAAUGUUUUCGUCGUUAAGUGCCACUUCAUUUUCUCCAUUGCCGGCUAAUAAUCCGCCAGUGAAUUUGAAUGGGGACCGUCGAUCAACCUGCUACGCGAUGCUUAAUCGAAGAACGAGCCUUUCCUUUCCAAACAAAUUGCGUUAAUUACGAGCGCUAUCCACGAUGAGGCUUCUACUCGAUUUAUCAAUCUCCCGCGAUACGGAAACGAUACUAUGACCCAUUUUUCUUUAAUGCGUUCGCAAGCGUCGCUGGAGCUAUGAGGGCCAGGAAGUUCUUCAUCUUCAACAAGAAACUCUUCUGAAUCGGAGUCCGCAUCGGCAAAACUGACGGAGUAUGAGGCUACCUUGACCGUAGGAGCCUCUUCAAGUUCAGAAGCUGGGGGUUAACGGAUAAGGAAGCGGAUAAACGACGAAUCGAAUCCGUUGAAGCGUAUUUCACGUGGUCAACGAGCCGAACCGUCGGUUAACCGAAGUCUGACAGAGUCCUGGCCGUGGCCGAGUGAGGCAUCGAUCGAUCGGACCGAUUAAUCGAGAGACUCGUGUGCGUGGAGGCGGUUGACACCGGUGAAGGGUGGGGUAAUUUCAGAAGGUUUCACGAUAGAGCAGCCUGGUCAAUAGGACAGUGUCGAUGAGACAAGAAGAUGACGAAGAUGAGGUGGUUGCUGCUGAUCGUGUUUCUCUGCGUCGCGACGCGGCUGGCCUACUGCCAGGACAACGGCUGGUCGAGGACGAAUUACCGCAACGACGCUGCUGGCAUUCAGGCCAAAUACGAGACAGAUUAUGCGAACAGGAAACUGGAGGACAUCGGGCUGCUCAACGAGGAGAGACAUGUACGCCACGGGGUCGACGGCGGUUUCGACGACCCCUUUUAUGAUCAGAUCGUUUCCUACAGGAGCAACAGGGCGAUCGAUGCUUCCAGAUCGACGGAGGCAAACACGAAAAUGGGCCAGCAACCUGGCCAAUCGAGCAAAUUGCCGAAACCGACUACAAAAUCGACGGACAUCCGCGAGAAGACUCGACGGUAUAAAAACGUGACGAUCGGUGACGGUAUUUGUCAGAGCAUCGACAUCAGGAACGGCGCAUGGGCCUUCGGUAUCAUGAAGGAUUGCCAUGUCAUCGAGGGAUUCCUGCAGAUCGUCCUGAUGGAGAACGGUGUCGAGAAGGAUUUCCAAAACAUCAGUUUCCCGAAUCUCAAGGAAAUCACCGGAUACCUUCUGAUGUAUCGCGUCAACGGCCUAAAAAGUCUUAGCAACCUGUUCCCCAACCUCGAAGUGAUCCGGGGCAAUAUUCUAUUAACAGAUUAUUCUUUCAUGCUGUACGAGAUGCAAAACUUGCAAGAGAUCGGCCUGAAGAAUCUCAGAGAAAUCUCCAGAGGUAGCGUUCGAAUCGAAAAGAAUCCGUCUCUUUGUUACACAAACACAUUGAACUGGGAUCUGAUCGUGUCCGCGGGGGAGAACGUCAUCAAGGAUAACGGGGAGGAGGCCUCUUGUCCUGAAGACACUGAGCUUGUGUGUUCCCAUUGUCCCGAGGGUUAUUGCUGGACUUCCCAGCAUUGUCAGAAGAUAGAUAAGCCAAAUUGUCACGAACAGUGUAUCGGCGAGUGUCGAGGACCUUCGGACAGCGAGUGUUACGUGUGCAAACACUAUCGACACCAAGGAAAGUGCGUGGAAACGUGUCCUCCUCAUCUAUACUCCUAUCUUUCGAGACGAUGCGUAACGAAGGAGGAGUGCGUGAAAAUGAAUCGAUUGCGAAGGAUCUACUAUUUCCUGGAGGAAGGGCAAGCUUGGAGGCCGUUCAACGGAUCCUGUGUGACUCACUGUCCUGAAGGAUACGAGUACGCACUCGACGAAAACAACAUGACGACCUGUCGCCAAUGCGAGGGCAGCUGUCGAAAGGUCACCCAUGGCUCCCUGAUACGCCACAUCUCGGAUGCUCAGAGUUUCCGGGGUAUAACCGUGGUGAAAGGUGCCCUGGAGUUCCAGAUUCGAAACGGGAAUCCAAACAUAAUGAACGAGUUGAGCGACGCGUUUGGCCUAGUAGAAGAGAUCACGGAAUACGUGAAGAUUACUCAUUCGUUUCCGAUCACGUCGUUGAGCUUCUUCAAGAAGCUGAAGGUGAUCAAAGGGGAGAAGCUGGAUAUAAACAACGCGAGUCUGGCGGUGUUAGACAACCCUAAUCUGUCCAACCUGUUCGCUCCGGACCAGAAGAUCAAAAUCGAGAACGGUCGACUGUUUUUCCAUUACAAUCCGAAGCUGUGCCUCUCAAAGAUCGUGCAGUUCAGCAAGAUGGUGAACAUCUCGAACUUCACGGAUUUGGAGGUGCAGCCGGAGUCCAACGGCGAGAAGGUGGCCUGCGACAUCGUGAACAUCAACAUCACCGUUAAAGACCUGGGUCCGGAUUUCGCGGACUUGGUUUGGGACAGCUACAAGCCGCCGGAAGGACAACAACUGCUCAGUUAUCUGCUCAAUUACAUCGAGACCGAGAAUAGGAACAUAUCGUACGAGUCCAACGCCUGCGGAGGCAACAACACCUGGCAGAUCGUCGACGUGGAUAUUCCGAGGCUCAACUCCACGGUGUCCAAGCACAUCGUCAACUUGAAACCGUACACCAUGUACGGCGUGUAUGUCAAGACGUUCAUCGCGAAGAACUCUAACUACUUCGUGAACCCGGUUGGUCAAUCGGAGAUCAUCUUCUUCAGGACCAAGAGUACCAUACCGUCGCCUCCGACGAACGUGAUGUCGUCAAGUCUGAGCGACUCCGAGAUCUUAGUGAAAUGGGAUUUGCCCAUAUACCCGAACGGACCAAUAGGGUACUACAUUCUAUCCAGCGCCGUGAUACCUGAGGACAAUGACCUGAUCUCUGCGAGGGACUACUGUAACAACACGCUGGAGAACGAGAUCGAAACGACGGAGGCGGUACCGGAAGUGACCAUAAAGACACCAGUGCCGAGUAUAACCAACUGUUGCUCGAAGAACGCUAACAGGAACAUCGUCACCUCGAAGAAGUUCGAGAUCUUUUGCCUCCAGAACACGACUAUCAGCUACAUAUCACCCGGCUGGAAGGAUUACUGCGUCUACAACAACUACAACUCCAUGCUGGACGACCGAUUCUACGAGAUGACGAACAAUUUGUCCACGCCGCGACCUGAAGAGGCGAAGACUGACUUCGAAAGUUCCCACAGCCACGUGGACGAAGCUCCGAUCUUGUAUAAUGUCACUGGACAACAGAACUCGUUCGUUGUCAAAGGUUUGCGACACUACACGCGCUACACCAUCAGCAUAGCUGCGUGCGGAGUCAAAGUGGACGAGAAGAAUAUGUGCUCUUCGGUCCAGUACACGAACAGCAGGACGAAGAAGCGCGAGAGCGCUGACAACGUGGAGGGUGUCAAGGUACUGGUGACCAACAACACCAUCGUGGAAGUGUCCUGGGACAAAGUGGAGGAUCCCAAUGCCGUCACGGUUUCCUACACCAUCGAGUACACGAAUCUAGACGUGAAGGACGCGAAGAAGAGCACCGAGUGCAUACCGUACACGAGUCGCAAGGACGCCUUUAAUGGCUACUUCUUGAAGAACCUGGUUCCCGGGAAGUACAGUCUGCGAGUUCGUUCCACGUCCUUGGCAGGAGACGGUGCCUUCUCGGAAGUGGUUUACUUCUCCGUGGGUCUAAUCGACACCGCUCCGGUAACGUUGAUCGCGUUGCUGACCGUGGGUUUCGUUUCCACGGUGCUGCUUGUGCUGAUCCUACUCCUGAGGAACCACCAGAAGAGGAAGAAGCAAGAAAGACUGAUAGCCAGCGUAAAUCCCGAUUACAUAGAGACGAAGUACGUGAUCGACGAGUGGGAGGUGCCCAGGGAGAGCGUGGAGAUUCUCGAGGAGCUAGGUCUGGGCAACUUCGGCAUGGUGUACCGUGGAAUCUACGACAAGACCGUCUCCGUGGCAAUAAAGACCAUCUCGAAGACGGCCAGUCAGAGGGAGAAGAACGAGUUCCUGAACGAAGCUUCGGUGAUGAAGAACUUCUCCACGUACCACAUCAUCAAGCUCCUAGGUGUGGUGUCCAUAGAGAACCCUCCGUUCGUCAUCAUGGAGCUGAUGGAGAACGGGGAUCUGAAGACGUACCUGCGUCGAAUUCGCGACACCAGCUUGGUACCGGACGCGUGCAAGAUAAUGCGAAUGGCAGCCGAGAUCGCGGAUGGCAUGGCCUAUCUGGAGUCCAAGAAGUACGUCCAUCGUGACCUUGCCGCGAGGAACUGUAUGGUCUCCAAGGACCUAGUCUGUAAGAUCGGUGACUUCGGUAUGGCCAGGGACGUCUACGAGACGGACUACUACAAGAUCGGCAGAAAGGGACUGCUCCCUAUUAGAUGGAUGGCUCCCGAGAAUCUUUCCGACGGUGUGUUCACUUCGGACUCUGACGUUUGGUCCUUCGGGGUGGUUCUGUACGAGAUCCUAACCCUCGCCGAGAUACCCUAUCAAGGCUUCUCGAACGAGGAGGUGCUCAGCCACGUGCUGCACAAGGGCACCCUGAACAUCCCUCGCAACUGUCCCGAGAACAUCCAGAAGAUUAUGGAGAAGUGUUUCAAAUGGCGGCCCAGCGAUCGGCCGACCUUCAUGGAGAUCGUGUCCGAGCUGGAGCCGUUCUUGGGCCAAGAUUUCUACGAGAAGUCGUUCUACCAUUCGGUGGAGGGCGUGGAGAGCCGCAAUUCGGGCAUGAAGAAGCCGUACCAUCACGCAGCGCCCAUCAGGUUCCACUGGGGCAACGAAACGGCCAGGUGGGUGAAGGAGUUCGAGGACAACGUGACGUUGCUCGACCAGACUAAGGCUGGCACCAGCAGGGCCCGCAUCUUCAAGAACGGUUUCCAGCAUUUCGGUAACGUAGCCAACAUGGAGGAUGUACCUCUCGAUCGAUGAGAUUAAUUUACACGCGUACACACGGUCUCUCUGUAUUUGUAGUCAGUUGUGACGCGGACCCUCGCAAGUCACAAACUCGUCGACGUACCAUGUACAAAACGAUACUCAGGGCAAUGAAUCGCGAAACGAGGGUCCAGCGAGCACGAGAUAGACGAGGGACAUACGUUUUCCUUUUAUUUCUUCGUUUAUGACACGAGCAUCGUUUAUUUGCGACACCCUCGGUCUCUCUCGGUACUCGUUGACGUAUGUAGGAUGACGACGAGCGACUGAAAAAGAGAUUUUCACCGUUUUUCGUGUUCGAGCAUACUCGUCUGACGAGAAAAUGCGAGCCUAACCAAAAGCGUCUAGAUUUCGAACGCGUUAGGUGUUCAGAGUUUCGUCUCUUUUUAUCUGUUCUUUUUUCCUAAGCGUAACCAAAAGCUCUAACUCCUCGGCCAUGCGAGUCUACGAACUGUUCAUUCCUUGGAAGGGUUAUCUACUGUUUUUCUUUUAUUAUUAUUUUUUUUAUUUUUGUCCUUUCGUGAGGAUUUUCUGUUUCCUAGAAUAGCGGUAUCCUUGACCUACUUUAGAGCCACACGCGAAAGAACUGAUUAAUUAAAUAUACAUGUACGUAUUUGGUAUUGCGUUAGAUUCAUGCGGACAUUCUGUACACGGAACUACAAUGGGUUCUUCGCUAUUUCAUUGGAAAGUCGGACGAAAUUAGUUUCGCUAGACUAGGUCGACCGCUCGUGGACACGAAUCUUUUCACUUUCGUAUCAGGUUCACGUUUUCUGGUGCUGUUCACAAUGCACUUCUGUUGUCUCGAUUAACGUUGAUUGCUACGAUCGAAAGAUAACAAAUUUUCUUAUACCUUGAGACUUCAGGUUCUCUCUAAAUCGCAAACCUAUUCGUCGAAUCAAAUUCGUAGCACUCGAGUUAAUCGAAUAGUGGUUGUAUAAACUUUCCUUUCUUUUGUAUUUUUGAGCCGUUGCUAAAAUAACCGACCGUGUAACAAAGUGUAUAAAUCGUUGCAAAAUAAGGAGAGAAAAUUUACUUGAUUCGUCGAUCGACAUGAAGCGUUGUGCUUCAGACGGAUCAGAAGUUCUAGUAGGUAUAUACAUAUAUACAUAUCUAUCGAUAUUUUUCUCUCUAUACAGAAAUUUUCGCUUGAGAGACAUUCUUAGCAAUACCAGACAAACUCUCUGUCCUGCAAUACCUUUAGGAUCACGAGGUUAGAUCGUGCAUUCGUUUAUUUUUUAUACCUACCAUUUCGUGAACUUUUUAAUAAGAUCUUCAGGGAUUCAGAUAAUUCUUUUCUGGUUACGGGUGAUUCGAGUUUGAAACGUUGCAAAGUUGGGUUCAAGACUAAUCUUAGUGAACAAUAUAAGUGACGGUGGAAUAAUAUUUGAAUAUUCAGGAAAUUGAAAAAAUUGAACCGAGAAAAUUUUGUUAGGACAAACGAGAAUCACCCAGAAAAAGUCAGAUGAACCAUGACCCACCCAGUUACCGUACACUAUGUUCAUAAAAGUCGCCAAGAUUUCUCGGUCCACACAUUCUCACACACACGUACACACAUUCACAGCAGAGUUCCUUGUUACAUGCAUACCAUUUACACGAGGUGCGAUCCAUUAAUCGAACAACUUAGACACCUCGUGUUAAGGUAUGUUGUAAGUAAAACUUGCAAUAAGCAUGCCAACAAUCUUUGCAAUAAGUACACGUAUAUGUAUAUUAAUAAAAGGUAGAUAUAAAGCUGUUAGAAGCUUGAUUAAGCAGAGAGAAUUCUAAGAGACGACAGAGUCAUAUCUCUAUUUUAUUGUAAUGAUAUAUAUAUACACAUAUGUAUACACACAUUCGGAUAAGUAUUUUUACGGCGACCGUAUUUAUUCUUCGAUCGAUCGGAAACAGGGGAGUAGUAUUCACCUGAACAUAUGUAUGCAGACGGUUGACAUGUACACUCACGUGCAACACUUCAUGGAUUUAUAGCUUUACGUUCUUUGGCUCCGCCCUUUCUUUCUACGUAGCUCUUUUAGACCUUAGUUCUAUUUCUUUCUAUGUCCACAUUUGGAGCCUUCUGAUCCACCCUUCUUUAAAUUCAAGUCAAAAUUUUUCCCUCUAUUUUUCUUAGCUCCUAAAAAUUGAAAUCUCUAUCCGUAAGAAGCCAUUGCACCUGGAUGUACGUUAAUGACCUACCAUAAAAGGAUUCCUUAGGGAAACUGGCGAGAAGCCCCAUUCGCUGUAAACUUGACAUAAGAUGUAAUAACUCUUGAAUAUCGUAGCAAGUAACUAGUGAGGGCUCGAAGGUACAUUCGCUAUAAUACUCGGGAAUUACAACGCAUUAUGCCUAGUUUAUUUCCCUAGGGAAGUCUAGUAUACAUAUGCCCGUUAGAGUAUGCAGUGGCUCGUUUGAAAUCGUCUACGGUUUUUUAUUUCCUUGAUGGAAUUUUUAGUUGCAAUUUAAUUUAUCUUUCGUUCAAAUUGUUUUGUUUGGAAGAGAAAUGAAUUUAAUUUUGUAUCUUGAUACUCUUACAAACUAUCAACGUGAAAGCAAUAUAAAAUGUUUAAAAUUUGACAAAUUUCGUUCUUAUUUGAACGUGUUAUUUUGCAAAUUAAAUCAAACUGAGAUAAAUUAAUAGAAAUGUACCUAGAUACCUAGAUGGAUAACGAGACACCAGGUAGUUGCAUCUUUAAUUUAAAACUAGUAACUUCUCAUGUAUAUACAUGUACAUACACGUACACAUACACGUACACACAUAUAUUUUAUUAUAAACGAAAAAAAACAACAAAUAGUUUCUACGUUUAUAUAUUUAAAUUAUUACAUUUCUCGUAUGGUAUUUAACCGCGUCUUUACCGAAUAUAAUUAAUUCGUUUUACUAUUAUACCUAGAAGUUCCUCUUAAUUUAGCAAUAUCGAUUCAUUUAAUUUAACGAUAACUAGAAUAAAAAAUUAGCGAUAGUAAUACGAAAAGCAGGGAUAAAAUGAUUUACGUAAAUGAAAGUCUGACCUCUGCUAAUAUACACAAUCUUUCUCUCUUUUUUUAUAUUCAUUUUACCCUUUGCACUCUUUACAGAUUUUUCUAUAGAAAAUUCGCUCGUUAAUUUAUAUGUUGUACGAAGUACUCGUUUUUCUCGUGAAAAGUUAUAUAUUCUAUUGUUUUUUAAAUGUUCAGAGUGCAAAGGGUUGAAUUAACGCGUUUGGUAAAGUGGCUGUGUUCUAGCCCGCGAUAUCGCGUGACGAUCGAUAUCGAGUGACCGAACGCGUUAAGGGAUGAUGUACAGUCGAUUACUCGCGUGAAAACGGUCACAGGUAUUAAUAUAUUAAAAAUUGCUGAAAGUGCGACGCUCAUUUCGUCGCAAAACUUUAGAAACCACCGGAAGCUCUUAAAGUCCAUACAUCGUUAAUUUUAUCCUGAAAGGCAAAAGGAUUGCCGCCAUUUUCUCAACUAUUCCGUCUUUAUCUUCUUGUCCCAGUGCGAAACUGUUUGCAGAAUUUUGCGGAACAAAAAUAUUCCUUAAUUAACUAAAAAAAAUAUUCACAGUGAUUUUAUUUAUCUUACCGAAGUUUUUAGAGUCAGAUUUUUCUCCGAAUUCGGUUCUGCAAAAAUUCAGUGAACAAUACCUAGAGAAUCGAAAGUCCUGAAACGUUCACCGUCGCACACGUUGUACAUAUGUGUCUGUGUAACAAUUAGUGAUAAUAACAAGCCCGUAUAGAACCGUACCUGAAUGUUGACCCGAUAAUGCGACUAUUCAUACAAAUUAUAUUCAUACAAAUUUUGAUAACUAUACGGACGUAGAUCAAUAAGAAGUGUAAACGUUCGAUUAGCAACGGUGCGUGUGUAUAUAUAGGGUGUCUUAAAAAUUCGCAGCGAAAAACGAUUCGAGAGAAUUGAAGUAUCUUUUCUUUACGGUCAACCGGUAACUUAUAUCUUUUUUAUUAUUUAAUUAUAUAGUGACAAUAAAAGACUGAAGUAUAAGUUUAUCCGCGACCGGGUCUCGAUUUCACAGUGCAUUUUUAUUUCAAUUGCAAAUUUUGACCCUCUAUUAUUCUACUCUGAAAUCUACAUUUUAAUUUGAUUAAUUUAUUCAAGGGAAGUUUUGCUGUACAUAAUUGUUCAAUUGCGUGCUCUGUAAAAAAUGAUCGAAUAAUGCAAUAAGUUAAUUGUUUGAAUUGUUUAAAAUUUGUCAAACAGUGCAUAUUAAAAAAUACUUGACUGCUCGUACAUUUUUCUGUCAUUUUCUUGAAUAAAGUGGAAAAUGUAAUGAAUUUGAUUAUAGAGGGUUAAAAAUGGUUUAGUCGAUCGGUGACAGAUUUUGGACACCUAGUUUCACAUUCGAAAGCGUGUGAAUUGUUAACAUUAGCCUACUUCGUACCCCGUGAAAGUUCGCGAGUGCAAAUCAUUGAAUCGUUUGUGUUCGGAAACUCGCCAAAAGACCGGCCAGCCGUCGUACAAAAAUUGAAUUCUCGCGGAACGUCGCUGGCCGUUUUUUCGCAAAUAAAAAAGAAGAGAACGAGAGACUGGAAAGUAUAUCCUCGGAAUCAAACAAUGUACUCGAAAUGGGCAUUAAACAUUUUAUCUGUCGUGAUAGGAAUAAACGACUAUUUUUUACUCGUUGCAAUAAAUAGCGUCUAAAUCGUGUAAAUAAAAGGAACAUUUCAAAUACGGUGCAGAGGAAUGGAUCAAAUUGAGAAAAUUAUUAGAUCGUACGUUUUUAGAGGAAUUGAAUAAAUAAUAAAGAAAAGAAAGAAUUUCGGGUCAACAGAGAUGUUUAAUCACUCGAUUACCGUUCUAUUCGGGCGAUAUAGUAUUUACUGUUGCCGCCUAGUGCCUGAAGGCAGGACAUUGUUUUGCGCGUUUCCGGUUACGCGAAAACCCCGGAAACAUCUGUUUCCAUAGAGAAAAACAGGGAGAACUUUUUCGUUAUCAGCUGAUCAGUGCCGUAACCAGAACCUUGCUAAAUUAUUUUUUCAGAAAAUUUUAACGUUAGAACAACCGGUGUGUAUAUAACUCGAGUUUAAUUUAGAAAAUUUACUCGUGCAUGAGUAAGGAUUAAUUUAUUAAGAUGUAAUAUAGGAAUAUUCUUAUCUGGACAAAAUUACUCUAUAAUUUAAUCUUAGAUUAUUUUGGAGGGUGGUUGUUCCGGUGUUAAACCUUCUCUGUAAUAUUCUCUUAAAUUUUUUAACAGAAUGUUCGAAUUGUACGUUUCUACGUGGUGCUCAGUAGUUUGUUAACGAUUUUAGUUACGGCACUGAAACGUGUCCAGGGUGCGUGUUUUACGCACAAACGCACGCGAAGUGCAGCAGAAUUUUCAAUGGACUGACAACUGAAGACUUAGUUAUAAAUUAGGUGUAUCGCGUCUUUUUACAAUGUAAAUAAAACGUAUCGUGUUUAGCGCGUCCGCGUCGUGCGUGGUACAGGAACGUUUCCGGCGGGGAGUCGAAUAAAUUUCUAUGUAAAUACUGCAAUAAUAUUUAGUUCGAAUCGCCUCGAUUCGUGGAUUUACUUAAGUUCCAUUAUUUAAUUUUUAAAAUCGUAAUUCGACUAGCGUAAAGGUAUCGAACAAAAAUUCAACUCUUCGUUUUAAGGUUCGAUUCAGGGUAUAGUUGAUAAGUUUAUUCAGGAAUAAAUCUUUUUUAGAUUAGAACAGGUAGAAAUUUAAUUGACUCGUAAGGGUAUAAUUUCCGAAAUCUGGCUUCCUGCAUCACGCACCUGGUAAGCUAAUUAAAUUACCCGACCCUAAAAUAAAACAAAAACGGAACGAAAUCACUCGCGGCAAAAUGGUCGAUAAAGGAAAGUGUUAACGUUAAUUUCCGGUCGGAGCGUGUAUUUUUAUCGCGAAUCAAGAUCUUUCAAUUUAGCCGACACAAAGACCAUCUGAUAUAAUUCGUUGCCUCCUAAGUAAUUUUAUCAACUUUCAAACUAUAAUGUUUUCAUAUUUUUAUUCUGCGGAUAAAAUUUUAUUUAUACUGUAUUUUAUAUGAGGUCACGUAGAGUGAGACACUUAAUGAAAUUUAAUUAACGAUAUUUGACUCGAUGUUUUACAAUGUUUUAUUUUGAUGCUAACUUGGACACUGGCACAGAAUGGCGAUAUAAAGAGUGGAUUAUUUAACGAGUUGGUAGAAGUUGCAAAAACUUGCAGAUUCGUUUACAAUUUCUAUAAUUUCUGACGAUUGAGAUUGAGUUUUAUCAGUUAAAAAAAUUAUGAUGCUAAUGUGGACACAUGUACUGGCACAGAAUGGCGAUAUAUUUAGGGGAUUAUAUAACGAGUUGGUAGAAGUUGCAGAAACUUGCAGAUUCGUUUACAAUUUUUCUAAUUUCUAAAGAUUGAGAUUCAAAGUUUUAUCAGUUCAAAAAAUUAUGAUGCUAAUGUGGACACAUGUACUGGCACAGAAUGGCGAUAUAUUUAGGGGAUUAUAUAACGAGUUGCAAGAAGUUGCAGAAACUUGCAGAUUCGUUUACAAUUUUUCUAAUUUUUGAAGAUUGAGAUUUUGGAAAUUUUAUCAGUAAAAAAAUGACUUAGAAGGCAACGAAAUCAGCAACACGUAUUAAAAUGUGUGGAAAUUGAAACCGACACACAUAGUCCUAUAUUUUCUACACACCUUGCUACCCAUUAAGUGUAUAAUAAUUAACCGAUCGAGGUACUCGUGUAUUCGUAAUUAAUAAAAAACCAACAACGGUGUUAUCGAGUGUAGAGUGUAACGAUUAAUGAUUCCGAAGUGUUUAGGUAUGAAAAGAGUACGGGUAUUCGCGGUUUUCUUAAAUUAAUCAUCGCGUGUUUAUUUAUACGUUUAGGAUUGUUGAAUAAUUAGGAUUUAAGCUUCCUUCAUCGAUCGAAUCCUUUUAAUUCGUUCAUCUCUCGUUUAGAGAAUAAGUUCGAUUCGUUUAAAAACAGAAAAAAAGAAAAAAAUGUGUUCGAAAACUGAAAAUUUCAUUGGCGACGCUUCCCCCGAAUCCCUUGUUUUACAAUUAUUUAUUUAUUACAGUUGUGUUUCGUUGCAAAUGAACUUUAAACCUUGAUAUCACGACUGAGAUCACUAUUUGACCACGUAAGGCAAGGGAUUAAUUAUUUAUUUAUUCCAGAAUAUUUUCCCUUAGAUUUCCAAAAGAAUAUUUCCCAUUUCACCUCCCCGUAAUUCCUGAAUCAAAAAUUCCUGCCAUACCGUGUCUUCCAAGACAGAGACUAAUAGCGAAUUAGUUUCUUAGUAUUUACCGUCGCCAGCCGUUCGUUGCGAAUCAGCCCUGAAUUGACCUGUCACAAGGGAGGAGGGAAAUAAUCACAUUCCGAAAUUUUAUCCUUCUUUGCUAAUUUUCAUUUUUUGAAAUUUUGGGAAAUUGUGGGAUCUAGGGAAGAUUUAGAGAUGACGUAGCGUUCCACAUAUGUGUCCUUGCAGCUAUGUGUAAUUAUGUGAAAUCUUCCUCGGAUCUAAAUUUCCAGCGAGGGAAUGUAAACGAAAACUUGCAAGUGCUCCAAAGAGUGAAAAUAUAGAGAAUUUGAACAUAAGGGCGAGCAACGUGAAACGGACCAAGUAAAGCGACUAACCCGUAUAAGUUAGUAAGUUGUGUCUACCCUGCUAAAAGUACGAAUGUGUGGAUGAAGGUGUGAGUCUGUAAAAUACGCGUGUUGAAGAAAAGACAAUGAAAGAAGAUCGUUGAACGAUAUGUUUUAACAUUUUAACGAACGAGUUUUAGACACUUACAAUUUUAGACUGUAAAAAUUUGACAAAGACCGGAAAUGAAAUUCAUUCUUCGGACGGUUUUUAACUCCUGUAACUUAUUUUAAAGAAAAUUGGAAAUGUGUGAAAGAUUGUAAACUUGUAAUUUGAAAGAUUCGAUGGUUUUCUUCGUUAAAAGAUUGAAUGUUGUGCGAAAGAAGAAAUAUAGAAGUGUAAUGACUCGUGGAACGAUGAAAUUUUCAGUUUUUUUCCGAAACUAGGUACGCUGAAGAAAAAUGUAUAUUUUUGUAUCCGUUUGUUUUGCGUUCGAAACUUCAACGAUUAUUAUUGUAUUUCACGGCGUUCACGAUACACGUCACACCUAAUCACACAAAUGUACAUACUUACAUUGCACUAAUUUUAGUAUUGCCGCUGAGUAUUAUAACUAGUCACAUAAGCCAAAAGUUUGUUACUCUCGCAAAGUUUUCUUUUUUCUCAGUUUUGUAAUAAAGGAGGAUGAGUAAAAUUU